This is a messenger RNA of Monopterus albus (swamp eel), 3337 nucleotides long. RefSeq names its product cadherin-13-like. Gene Ontology annotation, molecular function: cadherin binding; calcium ion binding; beta-catenin binding. Gene Ontology annotation, cellular component: plasma membrane; catenin complex; adherens junction. Gene Ontology annotation, biological process: adherens junction organization; homophilic cell-cell adhesion; cell-cell junction assembly. The transcript is spliced from 17 exons. The record is from RefSeq and is a predicted model, not a curated record. The coding region runs from base 1 to 2469 and encodes 822 amino acids. Lineage: Eukaryota; Metazoa; Chordata; Actinopteri; Synbranchiformes; Synbranchidae.
AUGGAAACUAUACACCUCGGUAUUUUCGUGAUACUGAUUCAAGUUGAGAAGGAACACGUCUUUUUCGAGAUACAUGGUCAAGGUGUUGAGGAUGAACCCAAAGACAUAUUAGAAAUCAACAAAUACACAGGGGAUAUUACUGUCACUGGCCCUGUGGACUAUGAGCAGUUCAAAGUUUUAAAGCUGUCUUUUCAGGCAUAUGACAGAGACAGCCACACAUUAGACACAGCACUGGGCGUUGAGGUACGGAUCACUGACGUUAACGACAACCCUCCAAAGUUUGACAAUGAAAAGUAUGAAAUCAGCAUCAAAGAAUCGACACCACAAGGCACUGCGGUGAUUACCCUUAAGGCAUCAGAUGCUGACAUCAGUGAGAAAUAUAAUACAUUUGAUUUACGAAUAGUCUCAGUCACUCCUAAACCACAGGACCUGCAAUUUUACCUAAGCCAAGUCUCCGACAGUCAAACUGGAACCAUUUCAUUUAAAGGGUGUUUGGACUAUGAGAAAUCAGAAAGAUACACCAUUAUAGUGGAGGCCAAAGACCGUGGAGAAGAAGUACAGCUCUCCAGCUCUGGCACUGUCAUAAUCCACAUAGAAGAUGGAAAUAACCACGUUCCAGAGAUCACAGGACUAACAGGCCCAAGGAGAGUGAAAGAAGGACAGCAAGGUGUUCUUGUUUCACGUCUGCAAGUUGCAGACAAAGACACCAAGGGUACACCGGCCUGGAGAGCAAAAUAUCAAAUUCAUGGAGAUACAAACAACAACUUCAGAAUCACUACUGAUACCGAGACAAAUGAGGGACUACUGUAUUUGGAAAAGCCUCUGGACUAUGAAAAUGAGCCUCUGAAGAUUGUGAAUAUCAGUGUGGAGAAUGAAAUUCCCCUUUUUUCUUGCAAAGUGGAGACUCGUGGCACCAGCACCACUGGUCUUUGGAAAGUCAUUUAUGGUGAUGCUGGGACGAUGCGGGUGAUGGGUCCAUCCACCCACCAAGUGACAGUGACUGUGGAGGAUGUCAAUGAGCCUCCAAUCUUCGAUGAACCUAAUAAACAUGUCAGUUUGGUUGAGAAUGUUGCAGCGGGACACCUUCUGACAACAUUUACAGCUAGAGACCCUGACGUCAACAAUACAUUGGUAUAUAAAAAAGGAGAGGAUCCAGCUGGUUGGUUUACAGUGGACUCUGGAAAUGGGCAAAUAACCACAAUAAAGGGCAUAGACAGAGAGUCGAGCUUUGUGAACGACAACAUCUAUGUGGUCACAGUAUAUGCUGUUGACAGUGGUGAGCCUCCAAUGACGGGCACCGCAACCCUCAGCGUUCAUAUUACAGAUGAGAAUGACAAUGUUCCAAUACUGACUGCAAGCACAAUUGACAUGUGCCAAUCUCAGGGACCCUCUCGGGCCAACAUCACAGCUGUGGACCUGGAUCAGCAGCCCUACAGUGGACCUUUCAGCUUCAAGCUCCAUGGAGAUGUUAAGGGCCAGUGGAAGGUUGACCCUGUGCAAGGAUAUUCGGUCAAUUUAGUGAAAGAGAACACAGUUCAUUCUGGACAUUAUGAGCUGCUGCUGGAAGUGUCUGAUCUCCAGGGAAAGGCUGCUGUCCACAACUUGUCAGUUACUGUGUGCAACUGCUUAGACACAGCAAAGCCAAAUUGUCGCUUCCGUAAAUCUACUGCCUCUGCAUCAGGAGGAGGAGUGCUUGGGAUAAUUUUAUUUUGCAUACUACUGCUUGCAGGUAUGCUACUUCUGGCUUUUCUGAUGAAAUGUAAGAAAAAGCAUGCAGAAAUACCAGAUCAUGGUUUAGGACAACAACUGAUGAAAAGUAACACUGAGAAGUUGGGAAAUGACUGUGAAGUGGAGUUUGACUCAUACAGUCAGAAUGGGGGACAAAUCAAAACAGUAUCUCAAGUGACAAGGAAGCCAUCAUUCAAUAAACCACCAGUGUUCAUUGAACAUGCCAGCUCAGGGUACGGCGUGCCCAGAGCUGAAAUCCUAACUCAAAGGAACCCUUUUCACUGGGGGAUAAAUGACUCUGUAAGUGAAGCAUCACAAACACGCACUGAAUGCUACCUGUCCCAAGGAAAAAGCUCAGGGGAACAACCCUUCUUGGGCAGAAACUCCGCACGUUGGUCAAUAGCUGCAUCAUCACCCACAAGAAUGAGAUAUGAGCACAGAAACUCUCUGCGUGGGAGACAGCUGGGACACAGUAAAUACUCUGCAGAUCAAGAGAAUGUAAUCCAACAAGAAUUGCUGGUCAAAGUGCUAAAUAAGAUGCUAUGCACUCUCCAGGCACCGGGAGAGGAGCUGGGUGACUAUGCUCCACAUGCGUAUGCUGAGGAGGGAGACAUAGAGAACAGCUCUGAGCUUGAUGCCAUCUCCAUCCCUGAUGUUUCCUUCGACCCAGACAAGGACCUGAACCUGGAUUUGAAUUUCAGUAAUCUGGCCUCUGUCUGCAUACCUGAUGAAAGGACCUAAUACAGCGUCACAAAAAAACAUCCGCCAGUGACUCUGAUCCAAGUACAAAGUCAUAAACCUCAAUCACAUUUGUAAAUUACAUUAUAAAACCAAUCCCAGCUGACAUUGGCCUUAAUAAAAUUUAAGUCACUACAGUUCGUGAGGAGCUGUCAGUUUUCAAAUUGACAAAUUCUUUAGGAGGCAAACUGUCAAAAGCCAGGUGUGUUACUGUGUAAAUAAAGCACUUCCAAAGAAGGGUGAUUACACAUGCAGCUGAUACAUCAGAAUUUCAAAGUCCAGUCAGUCACCACCUUCUUACCAAACUGGAUUUGUGUGAGGGCGUGUUUGUGAAAGCGUAUAUCCAUCCAUCCAUGAUCAGAAAAAUGAAAACCUAUGACAUGUAGGUUCAGAUAUACUGUAUUUGGAUUGUUUAGCAUUUGAAUUUAUACUAAAGUCUUGUGUCACAUAAUAUGUUCUUUUCACUACAGGCAGAGUACCUAGCUUCUCUUUGGAACAUUUAACAAAAUGUAUGUUACUAAGUUUUUGGCUUCACUUUUUUUUAUGAUACGUCUUAAGAUUCAGCGUGAGUUGUUCAUUCACUGUUUUAUUCGUUGCUAUACUUAUAGUAGAUAACAGAGUAUAAGUCACUACAGUUCAUGAGGAGUUCUUUAGGAAUUCUUUAGGAAUGCAAACUGUUUUCUACAUGACUGUCACAAACAAGGUGUGUUACUGUGUAAAUAAAGCACUUCCAAAGAAGGGUGAUUACACAUGCAGCUGAUGCAUCACAAUUUCAGAUUAAGUCCAGUCAGUCACCACCAUCUUACCAAACUGGAUUUGUGUGAGGGCAUGUUUGUGAAAGCGUAUAUCCAUCCAUCCAUCCAUUAAUGAU